AUGAAACCCGUCAGAGGUAUGCCGCGGCUGGCGGCAUACUUCUAUCACAUACGAGCAAUAGAAGAAAAGAACAAUCAAAAUCUAAUACAGGAAAGUUUAAUGAUGUUUAAUGAUUCUUACGACAUAAUUGAAAAUUACGAACCAAGUACACACAGCUUCACCUCUGAUUAUACUUUGAGUACUGUAGACUACAACCAAAGUAGCAAUGGUAAUACAACAUGGGAAGAAGACAACGAUUGCGCCCCGGUGCCACCUGGCAGUGUGCUUUCAACCACAACUUUUCAAGCUUGCGUCCUUAUCAUGUACUGCACAGUAUUCAUAGUGGCACUAAUUGGAAAUGGAUUAGUGUGUUUUGUUGUGCAAUCAUCACCGAGGAUGAAAACAGUGACAAACUAUUUCAUAAUGAACCUGGCUAUUGGUGAUAUACUGAUGACGAUAUUCUGUGUACCAUUUUCCUUUAUAUCAAUGUUAUUAUUAAGAUACUGGCCGUUUGGUAUUGUUAUGUGUAAGAUUGUAAACUAUUCGCAAGCAGUGUCAGUGUUAGUGAGCGCGUAUACCUUAUUAGCCAUUUCCAUUGACCGGUACAUGGCUAUCAUGAGGCCUUUGAAACCUAGAAUAGGUAAGACUGCGGCUAAAUUCGUUGUGGCUGCCGUUUGGGGAGGGGCUCUGUCAACAGCUGGGCCAAUAGCCAUCGUGUCUCAGAUUAAAAGGCCAACUGAAUGGCAUCAAUAUUGCAAAACGGACAUUUGCCUGGAAGAGUGGGACCAGCCGGAGCAGAAUCACCAAUAUUCCUGUGCGCUUAUGGUACUGCAGUUCGGCCUACCACUAGCUGCACUUGUGUACACUUAUGCGCGUAUAGCCCACGUAGUUUGGGGCGGAAGGCCUCCUGGUGAAGCUCAGACUGCUAGAGACAUGCGCAUACAGCAUUCGAAACGAAAGAUGAUUAAGAUGAUGGUGACGGUGGUUGUGGUAUUUACCGUAUGCUGGCUCCCGCUCAAUAUAUUUAUUAUUCUGUGGACGAUCCACGAAAAUGACGACAACUGGGCUACGUGGCCGGGCAUGUCUUACGUGUGGUUUGUGAGUCAUUGGUUGGCUAUGUCACAUUGCUGCUACAACCCAAUCAUAUACUGCUAUAUGAACACAAAAUAUCGAAGAGGUUUCCAACAGGUACUAGGAAAUAUUCUGUCAAAUCGGUUGGACCACCCAUCGCGGUCUCACCGACGAAGGUCCAGUUUGUGUGAUGGCGUUCCUAUGUCAGAACUGGUCGGCGUCAAUGGGAUGGCUCGGCGAGGCACCAACAGUAGCGGUUGCAGUCGACUACACCGUGCAGCGACGUGUUCAUCGACGACUUCUACGCGACACGGCCAUGCUCUCUGCACCUCGACCGCACGGCACACAAUCGCGACCACUUUGCCUGUACGAGCAAUAUCUGUACGGUCACAAUUCCAUUAA
Pararge aegeria (speckled wood butterfly) is the source of this 1452-nucleotide messenger RNA. Its product is annotated as RYamide receptor-like. The record is from RefSeq and is a predicted model, not a curated record. Lineage: Eukaryota; Metazoa; Arthropoda; Insecta; Lepidoptera; Nymphalidae. Gene Ontology annotation, cellular component: membrane. Gene Ontology annotation, biological process: neuropeptide signaling pathway. The coding region runs from base 1 to 1452 and encodes 483 amino acids. Gene Ontology annotation, molecular function: neuropeptide Y receptor activity. The transcript is spliced from 7 exons.